Molecule: messenger RNA, 1161 nt
Organism: Zophobas morio
Lineage: Eukaryota; Metazoa; Arthropoda; Insecta; Coleoptera; Tenebrionidae
Exons: 2
Coding region: 1-729 (242 amino acids)
Source: RefSeq, a predicted model, not a curated record
AUGAUGAAUCCUCACUUAAGUCACAUAAACACAGAAAAAUUGAUAAAGUUAGUCAGUAAAUACCCGGAAUUGUACGACACCAGACACAAGGACAAUGGCGACAUGCAUAGGAGGGAGAACACUUGGCAGCGAAUAGCAAAGGAGUUAAAUGUUAACGUCCAGCUAUGCAAGGCCAAGUGGAACAUCCUCCGUGGAGGCUACCGCCGGGUCCUGCGCAACAAGGAAACCUCCUUCGGGGGCCGCAAGUGGCGCUUCGAGGACGACAUGAGUUUCCUGAAGGACUGCGUCAUGGAAAGGCGGCGCCACACCACUCGUGGCACCGAGGAUCCCGAAGGGGCCGCUCUGGACAACGAGGAGGAGUUCAUCACGAUUGUUAAGGAGGAACCAAUGGAGAAUUUGUAUGAUGGUUCGAGUGAUAACAUUCCUGAUGAGGAGUGGGUCAGCACGGGGGUUGCUGGGGAGGCUGAGCAAACAGGGGACGGGUUUAAGGUGGCUAAUCAGGGGGUUUCUGGGGUGGAAAGAGUAAGGGAGGUGGUGAAGGAGGUGGAUUGUGUUACCCAGUUUUUUCUUUCCAUGGCGGAGACUGUGAAGAGUUUGCCCUUGAUCAUGCAGGCUCGGGUUAAAGGGGAGGUGUUUAAGGCGGUGAAUGCGGCCGAGGUGCAGUAUUUGCAGGAAAAGGGUUGUUGCAGGUGUAAAGGGGAUAAGAAUAUAGACCAUACUUACAGUUAAAAGUUUGAGUUUUGGGUUUGGGAGUGCUUUAGGGUUACUUUUAGACUUUAGAGGGUAAAAUUUAUUAAGGGUCUAUGUAGGUACUAUUUUGAAGAUAUAUCCAUCCUGUCGUUAAAAACAGACCCUUUAGAUGACUUUCUACUAUUCUAGUUAUUCUACUACUGUGGAAUGUACAUAUCAAUGUUAGAAAGUUUCAAAACAUGUUAUUUGAAGAUAAAUUCAAAUAAAUACGUGUGGACAUACCUAUAAGUAGCACUGAAAAGAGUAUUUAGGAAACGGAAAGGAGACUUUUUGGGUCAAGAGCUAUUUUAAGAACGUUAAUAGAGUGUGUUAUUUAUGACAAUUGCACGAAGUGUUAUGGUUUUUUUAUACACAAAAAUGAUGGCUUAUUAUUGGAAAUAAAGUGUUUAUUUUGAAAGAACUUGGUGUUUA